Rhodamnia argentea is the source of this 687-nucleotide messenger RNA. RefSeq lists its product as uncharacterized. The transcript has 2 exons. The record is from RefSeq and is a predicted model, not a curated record. Bases 225 to 488 code for a protein of 87 amino acids. Lineage: Eukaryota; Viridiplantae; Streptophyta; Magnoliopsida; Myrtales; Myrtaceae.
AAAAGUCGUUAAUUCUGUUGCUCGACAACCUCGUAAGAGCUGGCAGAUAAAUUGGGCCCAGAUGUUUUUAGUAUAGUCGUUUAUCCUGAGGAAACGCCAACUUUGUCACCUUUCUAUUCUUGUUGUUUUAAGGAUAGACCAUUCUCUUCUGUGUCCUGUGUUUAUAAAGAAGAAGGACCAGAGUUUCUUUGCUCUCUCUCUCUUUCUCUCUAGGUUUUGCCGCCAUGGAAGCUCGAAUGGAGCAAAAUGGCUAUCUGUCCGUCCCCCAGUUCGGGGGGUGGGAUCAUAAGGCCCCGGGAGCAACCGAUUAUUCCAUGGUGUUCUCUCGCGCCCGCGCAAACAGGAAGCAACACAAGAGGGAGAUCAGCCGCGCGAGCCUUGGCAACGAGAAAGAGUUGAUGGCCGCCUAUCAUCAGGACGACCCGAUCAUGGUAAGGCACCCUCCAGUUCCGAACUAUGCAAAACUGUGCCCCCGUCGAUGCUCUUAGCAUGCUAACUAGUACUGUAUCAUCGAUACUCUUUGGCAAAGUGAUCUUCAUUCAGUGAAACGGGGAACUCCGUCACAUUUCAUGUCGGUAUCUCCUCAGUCAGAUGCACACCGACCUUAAUUGACGGGGCAGCACUUUCACUAGCAAUAACUAGUUGCAAUACGUUCUUCUUGAAGAGAAACAGGCGCGAUAACAUGCU